GCAACCCCAUCCCUCCGUGUGCGUGAGCGUCUGGGUAACUGCUGGGUAACCGGCAGUUCACGUGUUGUUUUGCUCUUCGCGGGGACGAGCUGAGUGCGAGAAGUAACUCGCUGCGUCCGUGGUGCUGAAACUAAAGGAGCUUGCGCAGUAGCCCCGGGCGGACGGAGGCGAAGGAGCGCGAGCUGACGGUACGAGCAGACCCAGAAGGUACCAGGGACAGGUGCCGCGCGCCGCGGAAGCUCUGGGCUCGCCCUCCUUGGAGUACCGUCCCAUCCUGGGGGAUGGCGAGCUCCCCCGUGCCGGAGUCGCCCAGCAGCUCCUCGGCUGGCCCCAAUCUCAACAACAACAACAACAACCAGCAACAACAGGAGCAGCAGCAGCCACCGCCGGGCGUGCGCAAGUGCGGCUACCUUCGCAAGCAGAAGCAUGGCCACAAGCGCUUCUUCGUGCUUCGCUCCCCCAGUGGCGGGGCGGCAGCGGGGGAGGAGGCGUCGCCGCAGCAGCCCGCCCGACUGGAGUACUACGAGAGCGAGAAGAAGUGGCGGAGUAAGUCGACGGCACCCAAGCGGACCAUCGCCCUCGACGCCUGCCUCAAUAUCCACAAGCGAGCCGACGCCAAGCACAAGCACCUCAUCGCCCUCUACACGCGCGACGAGUACUUCGCCUUGGCGGCUGAAAGCGAGCCGGAGCAGGAGGCCUGGUACCAAGCGAUCACGGAGCUGCUCCGCGAGAGCCAGGCCGCGGCGGAGGGCUCUCCUCGGCAUCCGUCACAGCUGGCCUCCUGCGAGGACUUCAGCUACGGGCAACCGGGCUGCAGGCCCCCUUCAUCCGCCGCCUACCGCGAAGUGUGGCAGGUGACGCUGAAGCCGAAGGGACUCGGGCAAAGCCGCAACCUCACGGGCAUACACCGCCUCUGCCUGGCGGCGCGCACGGUCGGACUGGUGCGGCUCAACUGCGAUCGGCCCUGCGUGACGCUGCAGCUUAUGAACAUCCGCCGAUGCGGCCACUCGGACAGCUUUUUCUUCAUGGAACUCGGGCGCUCGGCCUCGACGGGGCCCGGGGAGCUUUGGAUGCAAGCCGACGACUCGGUGGUGGCGCAGAACAUCCACGAGACCAUCCUAGAGGCCAUGAAGGCACUGCGGGAACUGGUAGAGUUCCGCCCGCGUAGCAAGAGCCAGUCCUCGUCCUCCUCGUCCGGCGGCGCCACCACAGUCGCUGUGACUGGCGGCGGCGGGGGAUUAUCGUCUAUGUGCAGCCGGCCCAUCUCUGUUCCCGGCCGCCGCCAUCACGCCCACCACCCGCUGGCGCCUCUGCCCCCCAGCCAGACUGGCCUCCUCCGCCGAUCGCGCACGGACAUCCUGACUGUAGUAGGGAGCAGCAGCAGCGGCAGCAGCGGCAGCCACGGCAGCAGCGGCAGCAGCGGCAGCCACGGCAGCCGGGUGCGGACUGCCAGCGAGAGUGAUGGAAUUAGGGUUGACUCACUGUCUGGCAGCCCCCUGAGCCCUGAAACCGGGCAAAUCCCACACAGCCUUGGAAUCAGGGGGGGAGCUAGCCCACUAGGGGGCCCAACUGCAGCCCAUUCUAGUGGCUCCCUACCUUUAGGGCAUUCUUCCACCCUGUGGCCAAAGUUGACCACAGAGCCAAGCCUGGCCGCUCAGCGUUUAUCCAGCUGCAGCGCCUCUGCCUCUGGUUCCCCCAGUGACCUAGCUGGCUUCAUGGCUUUUGAGGAAUUGGGCUCCAGUCCAGCUGGAGAGCUACUGCCUUUCUCAUCUUCUUCAGCAACAAGCCACCAUAGCAACACACCUGAGACUCCUCCUGGCUGGCAGUUGGAUGGUUACAUUGCUAUGGAACGGGGACCCCUUCGCCACCAGCCAUACCCUUGUGGAGAGGACAAGGUUCCCAGGAAGCGCACUUACUCUCUGACAACACCAGCACACCAAGGCUCCUUGCCUCCUCCAGUUUCCUCUGCCUCCCUGGACGAGUACACACUCAUGCAGGCCACCUUUCCAAGAGCAGGGUAUUCUCCAAAGGUAACCUAUACUCCUUAUCCUGAGGAUUACUGUGAUGUGGACAUUGGGUGUGGUGGCAUCAGCAGUGACAGGCCACACUUAGGCUGCAGUGCACCUAAGGAGGAUGGCUAUAUGCCCAUGAGUCCCAGCAUGGCAUCUGUCUUGCCGUUGCGGACUGAUCCUGAUGGCUAUAUGUCUAUGCACCCCACCAGUGUGUCGGCCCCACAGCAGAUUGCUCAACCUCAUUCCCACAAGACCAACAGGGAGAUUUCCCCAGAUGAUAGUGGCUACAUGCGCAUGUGGGGUACCAGUACCAGGCUGCCUGGAGAGAGUCCAGAAGAGAGAUUGGCCAAUGAUGACUACAUCAGUAUGUCCCCUUUGCUUUUGCCCCCUUUGCAUGGACCUUCUGCCUUGGACUCACCUGUGCUUUCUACUGAUCAUUUCAGUGCCCUGAGGCUUGGAAGCCAGGCUGGCUACUUGGGUAGCCUAUCGCAUGCAUGCCAACAGCAGCCAGAUUCUCACAGUGAGAGAAAGGACAAUGACCAGUACGUGCUUAUGAGCUCUCCCACAGGCAGACAAAAUUACACUCCCAAAGGGGAAUUCUUUCUUGCUCCAUGCAACGAUAUUGCAAGGCAUUUAUCCACACAUCACAGUCAAGCUCGGAGCUCUCUCAGCCAACAGACAGGCAAUGCCCAGCCCAGCCACCCUUCUUUAGGGCUUUUGCCACCCAGCACAAGUGAGCAGUCUCUUCCAAAGGAACCCCAAAGUUCCAGUGGGGAUUAUGUUGACAUUGGCUAUUCGCUGGCACCAGCCUGUGAGACUUCACCUUCCCUGCUUAACCCUGGCUUAGGUGGGCAUAACGGCUCAAGGAUUUCCAACUAUAUGAACCUCAACUUCAAUGGUCCGCAGCCAAAUGUCACCUCUCUGGGGUCCUUGGAAGAAGUACUUUUGCCAGGAUCCUGCCCUAACUCUGGGCAGCUAGACAAGCAUUAUUUAAAGAUGGGAGUGCAGAUGGCUUGCCUUUCCAGCCCAUCUUCUGAAGCCAGUGACUAUACAGCGAUGAUUUUUACCACUGCCACCGCACCACCCCAACCCAUCUCACAUAAGUCAGAAAGUGUUCGUGUGGCCGGUCCUGGCCCCGGACUGAAGCAACUUACCCUUCCUGGUGUGGAGGCCUUUGUUUUUGCUAGCCCUCCUUUUAAUCCCAAUCAUGGAGCCAAAGUCAUUCGUGCUGAUCCUCAGGGGCGUCGGAGGCACAGCUCAGAAACUUUCCUAUCUACCACCACAGUGACUCCUGUUUCUCCUUCCUUUGCACACAAUCCUAAGCGGCAGAAUUCUGCCUCUGUAGAAAAUGUGUCCCUCAGGAAAAAUGAAGGCUUGGGGGAAGAACAGAACAGCAGCCCCAUGUGCCGGGAAACCUCAGCUGGCUUCCAGAAUGGCCUCAACUACAUUGCUGUUGAUGCAUUGGAUGGAAGCCAUUUGGCAAUUGGAGACCAAGUCGAGCACAAAGGCAGGCCUCCUCUCAACGGAAGUAUCAAUGGCACUUAUGUCAGUAUAAAUGUCCUGGCCCACAAUCUGAAAAAAACGUCUUUAGUGAAAGAAUGAAGAAACCAGUUUUACCAUUAUACUUGGUAGAACUGUCAUCAUUUUAGAUUUAAGCUGCUUUAAGAUCCAUUUUAAUCCCUACUUCAUGUAGCUUUCAGAACAUUUCUUCAUUAUUAUUGGAGGAGAAGCAACCUGUCUCAUUCACCAGGAUCUUUUGCAACACUGUGCCGCUGUUUGCAUAAAUUGUGCUCAGCGUGGUAUCUUUUAGGACUUUGGACCUCUGCAGCGGGCUGAUGGAUUGUGAUCAUUGCCUUUUCAGUACCAAUGAACUGUACUUACUCCUCAGCAUGUUAAGAGGUUCUGCUUGCACCUGCUACAGCAGUAAAAUCUGGUGUUUACUAGCAUAUUUUCAAACCUCUACAGCACUACCUCAGUUUAAAGUCAAACUGGAUUUGUAUUGUGGUUUAGGAUGGCUGGUAUUUCCUUUCUCUCAGUGGCAUAGUUCAGUCGUCAGCCUUACUGAAUCUAUCAAGAACCUGCUGCUGGCUGGCUGCUUCGUUUACUUACGUGCAAAGCCCAAAAUGGGACCUGAAAAACUUAAAGCCAAGAUGAAACUUGAUAGAUUAGAUUUCUAUCAAUAUAUUUAUAAUAACUAUAGGAUAUGCUACAGAAGCAACAAAACUUGGUACCGUUAAACUAUAUUGGGAUGUCAUUCUAUACCUCUGAUACAUUUGUUUGAUAGUUUCUGUUUAUCUUUUAAAGUCCUGCAGACUUCAAGAUCUUUUAUCCUAUUUGUAUGCUUACGUUUAUCAGCUACUCUUGGUAUUCGCUUAUUUUCUUGCAACUAAACUUUAGAAAUGAAGGCUAAUAUGUGUCAAAAAGAUGGCAAACUUUUGUACAAAAUACAACAUAUUAUUCAGUAAGGCUGAAUAUUUUUCUUCAACAAGAAAUAACAGUUUCCAUUUAAAAAAAAAAGAGCAUAACAUCUGGGGAGAGGGCAAAAUUUUCAGUCAUUCUCCCAGAAAUAGUUCACAAGGACAUACAUAUUCAGUAUUUUGAAAAUAACAGUGUCAUGGCUGCUAUUUUUACAUAUCUCAUCUUCAAAGCUUGCACUAUGGUGAUCCUCCUCUUGUUGCUUCUGGUCUGUAUUUGAGUGAAGAAACUUUUAAAAAAUGUAUUGUUAUUUCAAAGGUACCUGAUCAUUACUAUGAGCAACCAUAAGUUUUUCCUUGAACAUUCUCUGUGUUUAAGUAAUGAACACUAUGUCACCAGAAGCAGCGCUUUCUAUCUUUACUGAGCUAAUGUUUUAUCGCUCAAGAUAAUGCAAAGUUCUCCUGCUUCCAUGCUGAGCAUUGGGACAGAAGAUUCUGUAAAAAGAUACAUCUGAAUGUAAUCUCUACCCACUCAAGGUUCCUUUGAGGGAAUGGGAGGAGAGCAUAACACAUAAGCUGAAGUAUGGAAUGAUCAAAUAACAAGAAAUAAAAAAGUGCAACACCCCAACUUUCCGCAGAAGUUUUUGACCACAAUUUCUAACAUCCCUGAUCAAUACCCAAGCUGGCUUAGGUUGUGGGAAUUGUGACCCAAAACAUCUGGAAGGCACUACAUUGUGGGGGACUGUCAAAAAUUAAAUUAAUGAAGAUGGCUAUGUAUGGUGUCCUCAAGUAACAGAGCACUCUGUCUGAUGAUCUUAGGGGGAAAAAUCAGUUCCUGAUAUCAUACUAGUCAGUUUACUUAGUUUCUAAAAUAAAUGAGCUUGAAUAUAUACGGACUUCUUGUCAAUACUUUACAUUUCACAAAGGCAUAUGCAAAUAGUUACAUUCUUAAUCUAGUUUACAAUAUGAAACCAAAAUGUAUAAAUGUUAAAUUUGCUAACACUUUGCUAUGUAUAUUGGGUCUUUGUACAUUCUGCCUGAUUUUACCUUAAAUUUUAAAUAUUUUUUGCUAUGUAACAUUAACAGUUAUAAGCAGUGUUUUCUUUUUAGAAAUAUAAUUGUUUCUGGACAUUGAGAUAGUAAAUAUAUUUCUUGCCAUUGUGCUAAGGCAAAACACUUAAUUUAUCUUGCUGUGUCUUCCAAUGCACACUAUGUAUAGAGGAAUAAUCAGUGAUGCUGCUGGGGAAGAGAAAACAUGGAACUAAAAUUUAGUCUUUAGUCUUUACUGAUCUUGGCUGCUAUCCUUAAUAGCCAUAUGCAAUAAAAUGUUAUUUAUUGAAGGAUUAAA
Messenger RNA from Candoia aspera, 5774 nucleotides. It is a transcript of the gene IRS2, whose product is annotated as insulin receptor substrate 2. The record is from RefSeq and is a predicted model, not a curated record. Bases 282 to 3614 code for a protein of 1110 amino acids. Gene Ontology annotation, molecular function: insulin receptor binding; phosphatidylinositol 3-kinase binding. Gene Ontology annotation, biological process: insulin receptor signaling pathway. Gene Ontology annotation, cellular component: plasma membrane; cytosol. NCBI's taxonomy places the organism in Eukaryota, Metazoa, Chordata, Lepidosauria, Squamata, Candoiidae. The transcript is spliced from 2 exons.